UGUACCAGAACUUGGAGCCAUCGCCUGCUUUAUGUUUAACUAUAAGGUUGUUGAUGUGCAGCAGUGAGGUUAUUGACUUUGAGCGUCAGUUAGCAGGAAGUUUCGUGCAGCAAUUGAAUAGCGUGCGGCAGACGCAGUGCUGGCAUAUUAUGCCUGUAGGAGAUGCAUCUUCUCUGCUGAGAGCCUCUGAAGAUGGAGAUGGAGCAGCGGCUGAGUCGGACCAGCGGCACACAAACGAUGCCGGCACUCGCGACAAGAUGACGGCCGGAACUUCUAAUGGCACCGUUGGUCCACCAGACGUCGGCGCGACCUCUACGCUAACAAAUGGCUUCUCUGUGGCGCCCUUGAAUGGAGAGGCUGAGAGCGCUGGUCCAGGUGCUGCAGGAGCUACUGCAGCAGGAGGUCUCUUGGACUGCUCUACACCGCCGAUGCCGUGGUUCGGCAUGGACAUCGGAGGUACGCUCACCAAGCUCGUGUAUUUCGAGCCCACGGACGGCCAGAGCGCUGCAGAGGCAGACCAGGAGCAGGAGACGCUCACCAACAUCAGGAAAUAUCUCAAGAGCAACUGUGCUUAUGGCGACACCGGGCGCAGGGACGAGCAUCUACAGAUGGACAACGUGCGAAUGGGCAAGCGGUCGGGGACUCUACACUUCAUCAGGUUCCCCACAUCAGAGAUGCCCGCGUUCCUCGAGCUCGCCAAGAGCAAGGGCAUGGCCACCCUCGCCUCGACCAUCUGUGCUACGGGGGGCGGCGCGUACAAGUUCGAGCAAGACUUCCGCAGGGUGGUCAACCUUCAGCUGCAUAAAUUCGACGAACUUGACUGCAUGAUCCACGGCAUCGAACACGUCGAGGAUCAGAAUCCUACAGAGUGCUACUACUUCGCCAACCCCGGCGACCAGAGCGACUACACCACGUGCCCUUACGACUUCUCUGAUCCUUACCCCUUCCUGGUCGUGAAUAUCGGGUCAGGAGUGAGCAUCCUUGCGGUGGAGGGCCCCGACAACUACCGCCGUGUGACCGGCACUUCCCUGGGGGGUGGAACCUUUUUAGGUCUGUGCUGCUUGCUGACGGGAUGCGAGAGCUUCGAAGAGGCUAUAGCCCUGGCUGCUCACGGCAACAGCCACAACGUGGACAAGCUCGUCAAGGACAUCUACGGCGGCGACUACACGCGCUUCGGCCUAAGCGGUGACAUCGUCGCCAGCAGUUUCGGCCACAUGAACGUGAGUGAGAAGCGAGGAAAGGUGUCGAGGUCAGAUUUAGCGCACGCCACGCUCGUCACCAUCACGAACAACAUUGGCUCCAUUGCCAUGAUGGUCGCCAAUAGCCACAAUAUCGGCAAAGUAUUAUUUGUGGGCAACUUCCUGCGUGUCAAUCAGAUCUCAAUGCAACUACUUGCGUACGCCAUGAACUUCUGGUCCGAUGGGAAACUGAAAGCAAUCUUCCUGCAACACGAGGGCUAUUUUGGUGCCGUUGGCUGUCUGCUUGAGCUGCUGAGGUCAGGUGACGGAGCUGAAGACAAGAAGUCCACCGAGAGUAAGAAAUCAAGCGAGGAAAAGACAGAUGCGGAAAGAUGUCCGCCCGCUCCAGAUGCCAAGAGCAAACCUGUCAUCGACCGCGGCAGCUCAGCGUCUUCCGAGUGCUCUUCGUGCGGUAGAAGCACGGAGCGUUAAGCAGGGAGUCUAUACAAAUGUAUUAUACUUUGGUGAUAAGGAACGACAACAUCAUACAUUGUUCGGUGGUAAGAAACGACAACCUCAUACAUUGUUCGGUGGUAAGAAACGACAACCUCAUACAUUGUUCACUGCUGUAUGCAUCACUGUAUUGUCAUUCAAUGGGGAAUAUUUUGGAAUCAUUUUUUUUUUACUUUUCGGGUUUUAUUUUAUGCCACGUAGCCGUGACUUCAACAAUGAACAGCUCCGAAUUUUCCUUCAGUAGUAUUCUAAGAUCUAAAUACAGGUCUAAUAUUUUUCUACCAGUUAUGGCAUCAGCCAAACUAUGUAUACAGAAGUGUUACCAAUAUUCUUCGGAUGCCAAUAUACUUGUACUUAAAUUUGGGCUGUUAAUUUUUGACUCGUUACUUCAAGAAGUGCACUUUUGCCAUCAUGAAUCAGUUAAAAAAUCUAAGGAGCAUUUGUGUGAAGCAUGAGAACUAUUUGAAGAAUCUUUGUGAAAUUAUAAUACGUGAACCAAUAUUAGUGAGAUUCAAUUAUGUGAAAACAUUUUUGUAAAAUUCGACUAUGUGAACCAAUUUUUUGUAGGAUUUAACUGUGUGAACCCAUGUUUGCGAAAUUCGGCUAUGGGAAUCAAUAUUUCGAAUGGCGUUUCCUCGCCAUUUUUCCGUUGUUAUUCAGCGUUACGUUAUGAUGGCGAUAGAUAUUGCUCUUGUUGUGGAUUUGACAUUGCUUUUUAGCAUCUGUGCACAUAUUUAUUAGAACCUUGAGAAGGUAUUAUUGGCGUUAUGUUUAAUCCUGAAUUAUAAGGUUGCUGUGAUGCCAGAAAAAGAUGAAUCGAUCACCACAUAUAUCUUCUGAGUACAUUUCUUCUAUGUUGCUGAAAAACAUUUAUCAACAUUCGUUUAUAAAUGAAUUUAUAAACUUCCGAGUUUAUAAAAUGAAUUUAUAAACUAAAGGCUUGAUCCAUGCCUUGAGCGUGGGUGCAACCUGAAAAAUGUAUCGUCGAUAAAAAAACUUUUUUCUAAUGUAGAAAAAUCUUACUCAGCGGUUGAACAACACGUUUACGCUUUUCUUUUGAGUUAUGUUGAAUGUCUCAAUAAGAUUGCAGGUUGUCUGACAUAAAUUCUUGUAGAAUUUUGGAUGAACUGAGGGCUUCUUGCACCAAAAAUAGUAUUAAGAAUACAGUGUGUGUCUGGGCACUGGAAGAGGGUUCAUAUAGAUGCAUUUAUAACCUUAAAUAGAUAUUUAGUCGUUUAUGACGUCUUGAAUGCUUUAUUUUACUACUGCCGUUUGAUCAGUUAUUUUUUACAGUUUGUGCGAUCAUCCUUUUUUCUCCACUUCACCCUAAUUCAAAUUUAUAAGCUCAGCUUUCAACAGAGAGCUUAUUUUCAUCGUGAUGGUAUAUAGGAAAAUUGUAUUGUAAAUUAAUGUUGCUAAAAAAUUUGUGGCCCAAUUAUAAACUGAAUUAAAAAUAUUUAAAGCGAAAUCUUUAAUUAGGACGAAAAUUAGUUGCUAAUUGAAAUUUCACUUUUAUACCAUCGUCGUCCUGUGUAGUGUCAUAAGUGUUCGUAUGAAAUCCGCACUUGUUUUAUUUAAGGGAUAUACACAUUUACGUUGACGAUAAUCAGUAGCUAGUUGUUGAUUUAUGGUAUUCUUAGGCGUUGAUUAGUGUUACUAUUGGAUUAUCUUAUAAAGAGUAAACGAGAGUGUGGGAUGCAUGGUUGUGUUAAGAGGCUUGUGUCAUGGCGUCACUCAGCUUGGACAUGAAUGGGUUGGUCUUGCAAUAGAGGGAACUACUGAAGCCAGACUACAGCGGAUUCACUUCACUAAGUGAAUUUGAUUUAGUGCCACCAAGGUGUUGAUGAUAAAAUUGUUAAAAUUACAUGAAUACUCUGCAGCAAAAUAUAUAUAGUUUAAAAUUGUUUGUAAUGAACUGAUUUCGCUGCAUGAUUUCAAGUAAGUUGUGAAGUGAAACUUCUGCAACAAAACCGUUAGGUGUAUGGGACAAGUUGUAAAAUUAUGAAAACAAUGCGGAACUGCAUGCAUGAUUGACACAGUCCCGGCGAACUCUUGAACAAGGUAUUAGAUUUUAGUCUGCUAUGAUUAAAAAUAAUGUAUAAUAGGCGACAUGUUGAACAGUCUUCGCUUUCAUUACAGCAGUGAUGUGUUGUCAUGUGGUUAAGUAUAUAUGAGGCUCUCUUAGUUACACAUCAUUUGACGAUUCACGUUGAGUGUUAAAUGUAGGCUUUAGCCGUACAACACAGUUGGAAUCGUAAAGUAUUUUUUUUUGUGAAGCCAAUCGUUAUAGUUCUUGAAAUUAUCUACAGUGAAUUGCUUCCACGACUGACUGGCAGAGGUUCCAUUGACACUAAAGUUUAUAUUUUAUUAAAGUAAAACUGAACACGA
Molecule: messenger RNA, 4079 nt
Organism: Hyalella azteca
Lineage: Eukaryota; Metazoa; Arthropoda; Malacostraca; Amphipoda; Hyalellidae
Gene: fbl
Product: pantothenate kinase 3-like
Exons: 11
Coding region: 54-1670 (538 amino acids)
Biological process (GO): coenzyme A biosynthetic process
Cellular component (GO): nucleus; cytosol
Molecular function (GO): pantothenate kinase activity; ATP binding
Source: RefSeq, a predicted model, not a curated record